CCAUUUUCGAUUUUGUGGUUAUGAAUGUUAUUUGUAAACAAUAAUAGAUUUAUAAAAAGUGCUCAGUUCAUUUUAUUUAUUAUUAAGGAAGGAAGAAAUGGCAGAAAGAGAAAAUGAUAAAAUAUCAAAUGCUCUCUCCGUUUUAUAUGAAGAAACUGCAGAUCUUCUACAUAUUCCUAAGGAGGUAUCUCAAAUAGAUAGAGAAGCAACUUUGAAAGAAGACUGGUAUUUUACAUUUCAUAAGGAUUAUGUGUCCAAAAAUAAACCUCUGAUAAUUAAAAACUACUGCACAGAUUUUCCUGCAUGCAAAAAAUGGAAUAUUGAAUAUUUCAGGAAGAGUAUAGGUAGUAAAAAUGUGACUGUCGCAGUUACACCAAAUGGUUAUGCUGAUGGCAUUGCUCUAUCUCCACAUGUCGAAGAUAACACCGAAUAUUUUGUACUCCCAGAAGAAAAAACAAUGACAAUGAAAGAAUUUUUAGAUAAUUUAGAAAACCCACAACCGAAUUAUGUAUGUUAUAUACAAAAGCAAAAUUCCAAUCUCAAUGAUUUCCCUGAAAUUUACAACCACAUAGAGAAAGGAUAUAGUUGGGCUUCCAAAGCAUUUGGUACUGAGCCAGAUAGCUUGAACUUUUGGAUGGGUGAUCAAAGGGCAAUAACAAGUAUGCAUAGAGACCCCUAUGAGAACUUAUACUGUGUGAUUGAUGGAUUCAAAGAUUUCAUAUUGAUAUCACCAACAGAUUUACCAUACGUUCCUUAUAAAGAAUUCCCAGUAGCCCAAUAUGAGAAUGUUACUCUAAGUGGAUACAAAUUAACUCCAAAACUCGAAAACGAUGAAAAAACGUUCAUUAAAUGGGUUGCAGUUGAUCCUUUGGAUACAGAAAGUGUAAAUAAAUACCCACAAUUUAGAAAAGCUAGAAAAUAUCAAGUACAUCUGGAGAAAGGUGACAUGCUUUACCUCCCAAGUCUCUGGUUCCACCAUGUUACGCAAAGUCAUGGUUGUAUAGCAGUAAAUUUUUGGUACGACAUGGAAUUUGAUGUAAAAUAUUGUUAUUAUAAAUUUUUAGAAAAGCUCUGUGAGUAGAAG
Messenger RNA from Coccinella septempunctata (seven-spotted ladybird), 1084 nucleotides. It is a transcript of the gene JMJD7, whose product is annotated as bifunctional peptidase and (3S)-lysyl hydroxylase Jmjd7. Lineage: Eukaryota; Metazoa; Arthropoda; Insecta; Coleoptera; Coccinellidae. The record is from RefSeq and is a predicted model, not a curated record. The transcript is spliced from 5 exons. Gene Ontology annotation, molecular function: 2-oxoglutarate-dependent dioxygenase activity. The coding region runs from base 98 to 1081 and encodes 327 amino acids.